AUGGAUACUCUGUGCUUAAGAUGUGGAAUAUCUGGGAUAGUUCCGUCCAUGUUAAUAGGGGGCUCAUUGGAUGUGAAUUCACACCCAUCGCAAGUAAGCGCGGUAGGUCGGUCCACAACGGAAAAACCAUCCCACAGGUCUGUAUUCCCCAAAUUCUCGUUUAAAUACCCCCUGAAAUCUCUCUGGCCAGGACGAAGUGGGAAUAGCAGGGGCAACAGGCCGGCCUUCGACAACGCCGUUUUGGUGGAUAACGUGGAAAAGAAAGCUAUUGACGAGGACAACGAGAGUGGUCCCGAGGAUCAAAACAAAAGCUGGUUCUUCCAGAGUUUGUGCGUCAAGUCUAUGUGGACGGAGAAACAAACGAAGGGAGAGGUGGGUAACAAGGAAAUUGAAGGGAAGUGUCCGAUUGAUGAUCAAAGAAAUGAGUCUGGCGAUGAUGGUGGUGGUGGUGAUAAUGAUGAUGAUGAUGAUGAUGAGUGUGCUGUGUGUACGGCUGAUGAGGAUGACGAAGAAGAUUUUCAAUUCGACAGGGACUCAUUUUCAAGAAUGCUUCGGAGGGUGUCGUUAACUGAAGCCAGAUUGUACGCACAGCUGUCAUACCUGGGUAACUUGGCCUACUCUAUACCCAAAAUCAAGCCAGAGAACCUCUUGAGAUGUUGCGGUCUGCGUUUUAUAACUUCAUCACUGGACAAGACAAAACUGGCAACAACUGGAAAAAAUGAGGCAUCGGCUGAUCCUCAGGAAGUUGAAACUAAUGAGAAGGACAACGGAGAAAGAAAUGAGGAGAACAAUAAGCAUAGGAUGAAUGCAUCUGUUGCUUACCAAACUGCUCCCUCGACUGUGCAUGCCCAGGCCAAGGACAUGUCUGCUUCCAAUUUCUCAAAAGAUGGGGGCGGUGGUGAUUCUCUUGAGGAAAUCAGUGACAAUACUGGGGGGGAUAAUAUGUUAAAUACAGAAGGAUCAUCUGUGAAGGUUACUACUGAUUCAGUGAAAGAAGUGGUUGCUGGGAAAGAGGAGGUGAAACAGGCCGUUGCAGAUGAUUUGAACUCAACUUCUUCGUCACCUUGUGAAUGGUAUACAUGCGAUGAUGACCAGAGUGGUAUUAGAUUUUUUGUUGUCCAGGGUUCUGAGUCACUAGCAUCCUGGCAAGCAAACAUUCUUUUUGAGCCUAUUCAAUUCGAGGGGUUCGAUGUCCUUGUGCACAGAGGUAUAUACGAGGCUGCUAAAGGUAUUUAUCAACAGAUGUUACCAGAAGUGCAUGAUCACCUAAAAUCUCGUGGUUCUUUUGCAAAAUUUCGUUUCACGGGGCAUUCCCUUGGGGGAAGCUUGGCAUUACUUGUAAAUCUCAUGCUGCUGAUCAGAAAGGAAGUACCGCCCUCCUCUCUGCUUCCAGUAAUAACAUUUGGUGCUCCGUUUAUCAUGUGUGGAGGGGAUUAUCUGCUGGACAAGCUUGAAUUACCGCGAAGUCAUGUUCAGGCAAUUACAUUGCACAGAGACAUAGUUUCACGAGCCUUUUCGUGCAAUUACCCUUGUCGCCUUGCAGAGCUACUGAAGGCUCUUAAUGAAAACUUUCGGAAUCAUUCCUGUCUCAAUAACCAGAAAAUAUUAUAUGCACCGAUGGGUGAAUUUCUAAUACUACAACCAGACGACAAAUUUUCCCCACACCAUCACCUCCUUCCCCCAGGAAAUGGUCUGUAUGUUUUGAGGGGUCAUUUUUCUGAUAGCAGUCAGUCAAGAAAGCAACUUCAAGCUGCUCAACUGGCAUUCUUGAACUCACCUCAUCCACUUGAGAUCUUAACUGAGCGAUCUGCUUAUGGCUCCGGAGGAACCAUAAUAAGAGACCAUGACAUGAAGUCGUAUCUAAAAGCUGUGAGAACUGUGAUGUGUCGGGAAUUUGAGAGUCAUCAUAAGGUAAGAAGAUGGCACCGACGGAGCGCAUGGUGGCCGCCGAUGGCUCCCCCUAGUAGAAUUGAUGCCGGCACAAUUAGCGGGAGGUUGACGGAAUCGGUCAAUGCUAUCCAAGACGCGUCCACUUUCUCCGGCGCCUUACGGACAGGGGAAGGAUCAUGGAAAAGGUUCUAUAGGAUAAUUGCGUCACAACAUAUGCAUUUGUUCAUGGUGAUUUCAUUCCCUGCACGAAUGUUAGUAUUGGGAGCAUACAACCUCAUUGGGUUCCACUAG
Molecule: messenger RNA, 2181 nt
Organism: Neltuma alba
Lineage: Eukaryota; Viridiplantae; Streptophyta; Magnoliopsida; Fabales; Fabaceae
Product: phospholipase A1 PLIP2, chloroplastic-like
Exons: 5
Coding region: 1-2181 (726 amino acids)
Biological process (GO): lipid metabolic process
Molecular function (GO): glycerophospholipid phospholipase A1 activity
Source: RefSeq, a predicted model, not a curated record